Penicillium angulare is the source of this 1521-nucleotide messenger RNA. RefSeq lists its product as uncharacterized. The record is from RefSeq and is a predicted model, not a curated record. Lineage: Eukaryota; Fungi; Ascomycota; Eurotiomycetes; Eurotiales; Aspergillaceae. The transcript has 2 exons. The coding region runs from base 1 to 1521 and encodes 506 amino acids.
AUGAGGAAGGAGCCUCUCUCAAGCCAAUUAAAAGGAGAUGGGUUUACACGCUUAGUGCACCAAACGCUGGACAAAUGGCACGUGCCUGGGAUGGCUAUCGCAGUGAUAGAUGGCGAUGAUACCUGGUCAGAGGGCUAUGGAUAUGCGAACAUAGUCUCAUCCACACCUGUCACCCCUUCGACUCUUUUUUACGCGGGAAGUACGACCAAGGCUUUUACUGCGGCUAUGAUAGCCAAACUUACGGAGGAUCCCACCAGAGAUAUUGAAUGGGGCACACCAAUUACCCAAUUACUCCCAGACGGCUUUUCGCUCAUAGACAAAUCCGUUGCAGACCAGAUUACUGUUGAAGAUGCACUGUCGCAUCGUACAGGUCUCCCAGGCCAUGACCACGCUAGCGCUCACACCAAUGUCCGCGAGAAUGUUCGUCGGCUCGCUCACCUUCCGAUGACAGCCAAGCCCCGAACUCGAUAUCAAUAUAACAAUCUUAUGUACGUUGCGGUCUCUCAUAUUAUCGAGAUUGCAACAGGCCAAUGGCUGGGUGAUUCUCUGGCCCGCUCCUUCUGGCUGCCUCUCGGAAUGAAAAACACAUAUUUCUCCCUGGACAAUGCUUUGAGAGGUCCUGCAACAUUGGCCCAGGGCUAUUAUUACCUCGGUUGGAGGAGCGAGUCUCAAGAUGAGAAGGCUUAUCGCGAAGUAGACUGGAUGCCCUUGGAAGAGGUCUCUGGUGCCGGGUCAGUUAUUACGAACGUACUGGACUACACUAAGUGGGUGCGUGCUUUUCUCCGCCCGCAAACCUUUGUCGAGGAGAAAAUUUUCAAGAGCGAAGAGACUGUACGCCAGCUGUGGGAACCACGAACUUUGAUGCCUUCAGAUGAACCCUUCAUUGGUCCCCGAGCAUACUGUCUAGGCUGGAGAACUGGGGUCUACCAGGGCGUUCAAUUCUUCGAGCACACCGGGGGUAUGAAUGCAUUCGGUGCGCAGCUGCUUCUGGUUCCUAAACUCCAAUUUUCCGUCAUAAUCCUCGCGAAUACAUCACAGACAUCGAAUUUCGCGGCUCAAUUACUCGCGUUUCAUCUUCUAGACGAGCGUCUUGGUGUCCCCAAAUCUCAAAGAUUUGACUGGAAUCAAAGGAACUGGUCAGUGAUUGAAAAAGAACAGAAGAGAGUGGCAGACAAAAUAAAUUAUAGGCCCCCUAUCUAUAUCCAGCCCACACUCGCAUUGGGCCAGUAUGUAGGCACGUAUACUAACGCGGGCUAUAAAGACCUCACCGUGUACUUGGACAACGGGGGUGUUUUACGUGCCGAUCGGAAAGAUAUGACUUGGCCCGAGGCAAUCGAAUUCCGCCAUGUGACUGGUGAGCAUUUCUUGAUGGUUUCGGAGCACCAUGAAGAUUAUGGAGCUUUUUGCCCUGAUGUCUACGAGGCGGAGUUUCGAAUCAACGUUGAAGGGAAAGUCUGGACUUUGGGUGUUGCUUGGGAGAGAGCAAUGGAAGGUAAAAAGAUCUGGCUUCAAAGGACCUAG